Armigeres subalbatus is the source of this 1184-nucleotide messenger RNA. Its product is annotated as cuticle protein 16.5-like. The record is from RefSeq and is a predicted model, not a curated record. The transcript has 3 exons. NCBI's taxonomy places the organism in Eukaryota, Metazoa, Arthropoda, Insecta, Diptera, Culicidae. Bases 131 to 1090 code for a protein of 319 amino acids.
ACACAUGUGAUACUUAUUUGAAAAAAUCAACAGGUUGAUUUAUGACUAUAAAUAUUGAGUCCAAAAGUUGGAACAGUAUCAUUGAUUCCAUCAACGUCUUCUGGUGUUAACUUCUAGCAGUGCAAUCAAAAUGUUCAAAUUUGCUGUUCUCAUCGCAUCUCUGGCCUAUGCCAGCGCCGGAUACGCCGGAUUACAGACACCUUACGUCGCACCUGUAGCUGCACACUACUCGUCUGCGCCUUCCGUUAGCUACAGCACUGUCACUCGCAGCCACGCGCCAGUCCUUACCCAAGGAUACGCUCACUCUGCCCCAGUGGUGGUCGCCCCAGUCCAAACGUACUCCGCUCCACUGACCAAAUCGUACAGCUAUGGAAAUAACUACGCCCCAGCUCUAUCCUACGGACUUGGACACGGAUAUGCCCCAGCUCUAGCCCAGAACAGCUACGGAUACUCUGCCUACGCUGCUCCACUGGCCACAAAGACCGUUGCUAUUGCCCAGCCUCAGCUUUACCAGCAAAACAGCUAUGCCGCUCAUGCAGCUCCAGUUUGGGCCCCCAAUAGCUACAACUACGGUGGAGAUCAUCUUCUAGGAUACAACAACUAUCAAGGACAUUAUGCCUACCUCGCAGUUUUCAUCACCUCCCUGGCUUUGGCCAGCGCUGGUUACGUCGGACAUGAGCAAUCCUACGCGGCUCCAGCAGUGGCGGUACAAUACUCUCCUGCUCCCGUCGUGAGCUACAGCAGCUUCACUCGCAGUCCUGUGCAAUCCUUGCCCCAUGGAUAUGCUCAUGCUGCCCCAAGCCACACCUACGCUGCCCCAUUGACCAAGCAUGUCACUUACGGCCACAACUACGCUCCGGCUCUCUCCCACGGACAUGGUUAUGCCCCAGCCCUGUCCCAUAACAGCUACGGCUAUUCUGCAUAUGGUGGAGCUGCUCCAUUGGCCACCAAAACCGUCGCCUUUGCCCAGCCGCAGUUGUACCAUCAAAAUACCUACGCGACUCACGCUGCUCCGGUCCUGGCCGCCCACGGUUACAACCACGGAGGUGCCCUUGCCUAUAACAAUCAUCAUGGUCAUUAUGCUUAUUGAAGGGUGCCUUAAACACUUGUUGAUUUAUACGCUUAUUGAUUAUAUCCCGUUGAGUUGAAUAAAAUUAUUCUCAUACCUUCGAUCAACAAUAAAA